Neospora caninum is the source of this 7014-nucleotide messenger RNA. RefSeq lists its product as hypothetical. Bases 1 to 7014 code for a protein of 2337 amino acids. The transcript is spliced from 5 exons. NCBI's taxonomy places the organism in Eukaryota, Apicomplexa, Conoidasida, Eucoccidiorida, Sarcocystidae. The record is from RefSeq and is a predicted model, not a curated record. Gene Ontology annotation, molecular function: protein binding.
AUGAGGGAGCGAGACCGGGAGAGCAGAGAGAAGGGAGGGCGAGGGUGGGAGAGACAUAGACACGCAGAAGAAAGACGGCAAGGCAAUGAGAGGAAACCUUCCAGCAGCGACUCUCCUCGGGGGCACAGCCGUGAAGAGAGGACGAUUUACGGGCAGAGAGAGGGAGACAGGAAGGACGCGCACCGUUGGAAAGGGGAGGGAAGUCACCGGAGAACUCGGUCGAGGAGCUCGUCGCGGGAAGGCCGCAAGGCAGGACACAGAGGGAGAGCCUUAGAGAGAAGAGACUCCCCGGAGUCGGCUGCCGGUGCUCACGCCUUCUCGUCUUUCCAUCACCGAAGCGACUCUUCCCGGCCUCACCAGUGGACGUCGCCGGGCUGUAGCGACUCCGACUUCUCGGCCUCUUCGCGGCGCUGUCGCCAGUCGCCUCAGAGGAGGCGCGAGAGGAACACAGAGAGAGACGAGAGGAGGGAACGAGGGGAGAGAAGGGAGAGGGAAUGGAGACGAGACAGAGGAGAGGGAACUGGAGAAUGGAGACGAGACCGAGGAGAGGGAACUGGAGAAUGGAGACGAGACCGAGGAGAGGGAACUGGAGAAUGGAGACGAGACAGAGAAGAGCGAAGAGAGAGAGAAGAGCGAAGAGAGAGAGAAGAGCGAAGAGAGAGAGAAGAGAGAAGAGAGAGAGAAGAGAGAAGAGAGAGAGAAAAGAGACGAGAGGAGAGGCUGUGGAGCAGAAGAGAUCGAGAAGAUUGCUCUCGCUCCUUGUCUGUGACGAGAGCCCAAAAGGGUGCAGGAAGAGAAGAGAGGAGAGGGAGGGAAGACAGGACUUCCCAUCGACGGGACAGCCCGGAGAGAUCGUCGUGGAUGAGUGAAGCGCAAGACAGCAGACAGAAUGGGAGACAGAGAUCGAAGAGAGAGGAGAGCCAGGAGCGAGAGGGGGACUCCCCGGGGAGAACGGCUUCGUCUCGUCAGAGAUAUUCGCCAGGUAGGAGCUUCGGUGAACACACACGGAGAGAAAUCCCUCGAGACGCAGGGUGGCCGCGCGAGGGAGAAAGGAAAGCCCGCGAGGCCUCGUCGCGCGGACCUGGAGAUGGCGACGGGCAUCUGGAGGCAGAGAGAGGAAGGAAAGAGGAUUACGGAGGAAGAAAGGGUGACGAGAGAGGAACGUCUUCGCCUUCUCGCGGCAUUCCGGCUCCCAUGUUCGCUCGCAACGGCCGUUCGUUUUCGCGGGAGCAGUAUCCUCCCUCAGUGCACGGCAGUCGCGAAUUUGGACGAGAGAGAAGAGAGAGAAGAGAGGGCGACAGAUCGGAGGACGCUGGAGACAGGAACGAAGGCGUCGCGAGUGCCUCCGUCUCGGUCGUCGCCCGAGUUCCAGGUAGGGAGGAAACGAGAGACGCUCAAGACGGGACUGUGCAUGCCUCUUCAGUGUCGAGCCUCCCCAGUGCGGGCGCGGCCAAUUCGGCUUCUCACUCGAGUUACAACUCUCUUCCUCCGCCUUCUUCCCUCUCAUUCGUCUCGUCCCCCGCGUCCUCAGACUGCACUGUCGGCUGCGCCUCUUCUGCUCCACGUGCAUGUGCACCUGGACCGGCCUCGUCGCCCGCCGUUGUGCUAACUCCGCGUGCGGCGUGUGGAUCUCUGGCGAACCGAAAUCAAGUUUCUUCGAGCGGAGGCGAAGAUAGACAGACGGGAAGUUUUGUUUUCCCCGAAGAGCGCCGCGUGUCGGCGGAUGACGGCCGACACCUGGUUCACGAGCAACGUCCACGUGAUGCUACAACCGAAGGAUCUGGCCGCGAACUUUUCCCAGGUGUAGGUACAGCUGACGUUCACUCGGACGCGGUUCCCGCUGCUUCCUUUCGGGGCCCUUGGACUUCGUUCUGUGCCUCCUCUCGCGAGGCAAAUCCACCGCUCUCGCUUCCUCCCCACCACGAAGCGGGAAGAGACUUGAGCGCUCCCUCUUUCUCUGCUGUUCCUCGCCCUCCUCCUCCGCCUCCAUCGUCUGAUCCGCUGCCGUCUUCUUCGUUUUCCUCCUCUCCGUUUCCUUCUCCGGCUUCGUCCUUUUCUUCUUCACGUUCUUCCUUCUCUUCUGCGUUUUCUUCCUUUUCAUCGCCCCCCUUUGCAUCGUCUGGUGCCUCGUCUCAGGCUCUCUCGUCGCAGUGGCGAGAAGCGCACCAGGGAGACAGAGCCACGGACAGUUCUCCGGACUUUUCUUCGUGGACUGUCUCCGGCUGUGACCCUAACUUGCGAUUAAUGUCUUCCUCUCACGCCCCUCCUCUUUUUCCUCCCGUUUCGACUGGUUCCGCGUCUCCCUGUUUCCCCUUCGUGGACCGAGACCCUCCUCCGCCCGCUGCUCCGCCCGCUGCUCCGCCUUUUCACGCGCCUUCUGCGACGCCUCGGGGGUGCGACCAGCGCGCCGCCCCGAGUGUCCCUCCUCCGCCUCCAGAGUGUCUCUUUCCCCGUCCGCGCUGCCCGCCUUUCCCUCUGCGUGUGGGACGGCCGACUCCGGCUGACCCUGGUUUUCCCUGUCAGGAGACAGAGAGGAGGGAGGCAACGAUGGAGGCGACCGAGAAGACAGGCGACAAGAGACACGAGCGCGAAGCGCCGGACCAAAGACCGACGGUAGGCCCCUGGAGACAGCCUGGAGCUGGCCGCCCUUCUCUCUCUCUCCAGUCUUCUGCGUCUUCGAGUGCGAUGGUCUCGCCUCCCUCGACCGCCUGGCCUUCUUCCCUGGCAUCGCUUCGUUCCGUCUCGUCUGCUGGGGUGGGAGGCGAGGCGAGCAACGGGCACGUGCGCUUGGAGCCUCUGAAGAAAGUGGAAGAGAACGGGAAGCACGGGGACACGCCGAGUCGCGAGACGCGCUUCACGGAUCCGCGGUUGGCGAAACGGAAUGUGCAACCCCGGAAGAUUUCGGAAGAAAGGGGAGACUCCUCAACCCAGCCGAAAGUUGCUUCGAUUUCUUCUCUGCCUCCCUCGACUCUGUCUCCCGCUCCCGUCUUCAGCCGCGAGCAGCUUCUUGGCGGCGUCUCUAUCAAACGCCCCAAAAAGAAAACCGCCGCCUCGUCUUCUGCUUCUUCCUCUUCUUCCUCUUCUGCAUCUGUGUGUUUGAGGCCUUCUCUCGAGGGGGACAUUUCGUGCCAGGGAGGAAAGAGUGCACGCGGCAGCAGCGCUUCGCCUCUGGGCGCACCGGAGUCUGCUGAGCCUCGGCCGUCUCUGCUGGCGCCGCUGGGGAGGCGUUUCGUCGGGGCCAAGGCGGCGGAGAAGCGAGGUUUUUCGCGCGGCGCCUUGCAGCGAGACUCGCAAGUCGCCGCCUAUCUCCGGCAAAUGCAGGCCGCGCAGUUAGUGGAGGGCUCGGCGCCAGCGGACGCCUUCGCGCAGUCCUCAGAGUCGGAAGAGGACGAGAGCGAAGGCGAAUGGACCGCGAGAGAGAAGGGGGAGACACAGGCUUCCGAGCUCGAGCGCGAAGCAGCGAAGGGCGGAACUGAAGACACAGGACAGAAAGGAAGUGCAACGCCGGAUGCCCGAAAGCCGCAGAGUGAAAGUGACUGGUCCUGGUCGCUCUCGUCUUUGUCUGACAUGUCGUACGAGUCAGAAGACGAAGAACUCUCUUCGUCUCUUGUUUGUGAACGGGGGAGGUUGAGAAGCAAGCGCGAGAGGGAAGAGGCGAGCAGUCUGCUGUUUCGGGCGGCGGUGAAGGCUGCUUCGGACCUGGCAGUUCUCUCCCGCAAGCUGAGAAAACAGAGAAAACGCGAGCGAAAAGCGCCGGCAAAACCCCAGGGCAGCCGAGAGACGUCGAAAGCGGAGAGAGGGCAAGGCGCGCGACACGACGCGGAGAGGCGCGAGACCAAGGCGACCGAGUGCGCAGACGCGUCGUCUCCUCCGCGUCCCCGUUUCUACGAAGCCCAGGCAAUGCUCGCCUGUCUUUCAGGCGACGUCCCGUCGCCCCCCUCCUUCCUUUCCUCUCCUUGUGGAGACAAGAAAGGGACAAAGGGACUGUCUCUGCUCGCCUCCUUACAGGCAGCUGCUCGGCAGGCGAGUCUCCUCGAUCGCGAGGCCAAGGCCACGCGGGCCUCACUGGCCAGUGAGGUCGCAGGCAGCAUGGGCGACUUCCACAGCUAUCUCCUGGACGGAGAAAGUGGGAAAGAAGAAAGGCGAGAAGGGGAGCGAGACGCAUGGCGAGAGAGCGAAGGAGAGGACGGAAUCGAUGACGCGUGCAGGUGUCAGAAAAGCUGCCUCGCUUCGAUCGCGUCGGAGCCUGCGGCAGAGACCGCCAGCUGCAGUGGGGCUGCGUCAUUCCUGCACAAAAUGCGGAAAGCUCGAGACGUGUUUCGACCUAGACGACCUUUGGAGACAAGAGCGAGACCACGAAACGCUCACACACGAAACGUUGAGCUGGACGGGAGCGGGGCCACGGUGGCAGGAAGCGGGAACAGACGCGCACCCGGCAGUGAGGGCGUUUUCAAGAGUUCGAAGGACGAGGCCGAAACGGAGGCUGAGACUCGAAGGCGCGGCGAUCCGACAUCUGCAGACUCUGCACAAGGCUUUCUGUCUCUCUCCUCGCGUUCUGCUGCGGCCCAACAACAGACGGGGGACACCCACGAGGAAACCCGAGGCUCGGCGCUCACCGCUCCAAAGAGAAGCCGAGAGGAGCGUCUCGGCGAGGGCGCAGCGUGCUCGCCUGCGCCGCCCGCCUUUGCAGACCCGUACGAGACCGUCGAUGCAGGCUGUCCAGGGCUCUUUCUUCCUACACACGUUCUGGAGCUGCAAGCGUCUGCAGCGCGCUCUUCUCAGAUCUCCGACUCCGCCUCAGCCGUCGCGUAUCUCCCGUCGCGGUCCCUGGGCGCCGCCGGCACUCGGCGAGGCCUUCUCGGUCUCUUCGACGUCGCCUCUCCCGCCGUCUCGCGCGUCGGUCCCCUCUCUGCCGCCUCUGCGUCCGCCUUGGCCGGGUCUCGAGCGGCGCUGGAGGAAAGUCGAGCAGGCGGCGAGGGCUGCGAGGGCGAAAACGUCGCGUCGCUCUCUUGGCACGAACGCGCAGAGUUUCUGGGCGCAGGCCGCGAGCGCGGCGCAGUGCAGAUUUUCGAUCCGCGGAUGCAGCGAGUCGCGACGGCGUGGCAGGCACAUCGCGGCCCCGUCGAAAAACUUCAGUUUAUUGGAAACAACGUUUGUGCCACGUCGUCGUCGACAGAAAUGUACGUUCGUUUUUGGGAUCUCCGCGUUCUGCCUUCUCGCUCUUCAUUCUCUUCCGUCUCAUCCGUUUCUUCCUUCGCCUGCUCUCCGUGGGACGAGCGGCUGCUCCGAGCGGUUAAAACCGACAGCGGCGUCUCGGCUUUCUGCGUCUCGGUGAACGAGACGCUUUUCGCAGUCGCGAGCCUUUCUGGAGAGGUGCUGGUGAUGACCUCGCCGAUCGGCGUCGAGCCUUGCGAGCAGCUUCUCCACUUUCCUUCGCUGAACGAGCUCGACUGUUUUUCUUCGCUCGCAUUCUCCCCGAACAGCCGGUGUCUCCUGGUCCAGGGAGAACGGCAGCACACUCAGCGCAUGCGCGAUGCCACGCGCUUGCUGUCCUAUCCGUUCUGUGAAGUGUGGGAUCUGCAAAACCCGAAACAGCGCGCGAAACUGCACACCUUCGCGUCGUUCUGGCCCCACAUGCGGCGUUACCCCUGCGGCCGGGUCGCUUCGAGCGCACGUGCAUGCGCCUCGGCGCCUCUCUUCGACUUGCCGUUCGCGUUCUUCCCAGGAGCGCUUGCAGUGAAUCGCGAGGACAACCUCCUCCCCCUCGCGAGCAAGACCGCCCCGCAAGCGAGAAAGAGCGACAAGGUGAAACGCUCCCGGAGGCGAGAGCUCGAAAAGGAGACCACAAACCCCAAGAACAGAGACAGUGGACCAAACGGACUGUCACGACACACCUGGAACUGCGCAGGCGCCUGGCACAGGACAGACACGCAAGAAGAGACUGAAGAGAAAGACGGGAGAACAGUGAAGGAAACGAAAGAAGGAGAAGAAAGAGAAGACAGAGAGGUAGGGAGAGGAGAAGAAAGAGAAGAGAUGGGCAGAUGCUCUGUUCCUCCGUAUCUUUUGUACUUGAAUACCAGUGCGUCUCGUUACCCGCGAUCGUCUUCGCCUGCUCGUCCUUCUCUCGGUGCGACGGCGGCGAGUUUCGAUAAGGCUCCAGGGCUGCGCCUGCAAGAAGGAAAGGACCGCGGGACGCAGGAGACAGCGCGCCCGUCUCUCUCUCAGCUGGUCACCGGCCGCGGGGCCCCGUGCGCGCGGGGCGAGGAACACGCCUGCGUGGCGGCUCGUGAUCUCACAAGCGCGAGGGGGAGAAGUCUCGAGAACAAAGAAGAGGGAGAGGAGAAGACGGAAAUGGAGACGGUUUUGAUCCAGAACGAGAUGAGAGGAAAAGACGAUGCCUCGGCCUUCACGCCGGCGCAUGCACCUUCGCUCUUGCAGCCGUCGACACAAAGAGAGAAAGACAGAAACUCCGAUCCACCGAACACCCGAAUCGGUCCCCUGGGCCUCCGCGAACACUGCAAACACGAGACCGGAGAUGAAGCUGAAAACAGCCAAGAUGAAGACGCGAGCAAUGGAGAGGAAGAAGACGCGAGCAAUGGAGAGGAAGAAGACGCGAGCAAUGGAGAGGAAGAAGACGCGAGUAGAGAGGACGAACGCGAGGCGCGCUUGUUCGACUGGAUGCGCGAAUCCGCUCGACGAUUCGAGGGCGACCUGGGUGGAGACGCCGCGUGGCCGCAGCGAAGAUUCGAGUGCGUCUUUUGGAGAGACAAAGUCGUGGGCGUUGGCGGGCCUGUGCAUCUGGCGGGUGCAAUGAAACUCUGGGAUGCUUCCACAGGUUUUCUUGACAGCUGUUCGGUCUCCGCAUCGAGCCAGCACGUCGUUCGCAGCCUUGUGAGUCACCCGCUAGGCGGCCCACUCGUUCUCUCGGCGGGGCAGCGCAGCGGCGCUCACGCUGCGGUCACCUUUUGGGGAUACUUUACCGUCGACCAACUCGCGGCGUUUCAGAUGAUCUAG